AUGAUCUCGAGAGCAAUCUUGGCGGCCUUCACGACCAUUGUUCUGGCCGUCAAUGGCCAGGCGCCUUCUAAUGGGACCACAGGUACCUCUCCUCUGUACAAGGAUCCGUCUGCCAGCGUCGAUGACCGGGUCGCCGACCUGCUGUCUCGGAUGACCAUCCAAGACAAGACUGCCCAGUUGCUUCAAGGAGACAUUACGAACUUCAUCAAUGACACUACCAAUGAGUUCAACUACACUGGUCUUGUUGACAACAUGGAGUGGGGAGCUGGUCAUAUCUGGACGGGGUAUCCAAUUCCUCAGCAAUGGAUAGCCGCUGCUGUGAAGCGAGCGCAAGAUUACCUGUUGGAAAACACAACUCUGGGAAUCCCAGCUAUAGCACAAAAUGAAGGAAUUCAUGGAGUCCCAUUCUUCAACGCGACCAUUUUCAACAGUCCAAUUGCCCAUGCCUGUUCGUUCAAUCCAGAGUUGAUUGAAGAGAUGGCCGAAACCAUUGCACAGGAGUCGCUUGCAUUGGGUAUCAACCAGAUCUUUGCGCCUGUAGUCGAUUUGGCCCGAGAGCUCCGUUUCGGCCGUGUGGAAGAGACAUAUGGUGAAGAUGGGUACCUCGCAGGUGAGCUGGGGUAUGCCUUUGUCAAGGGUCUGCAAGGCAAGAAUGUCAGCGCCAUGGUCAAACACUUUGCGGGAUUUAGCAGCCCAGAACAAGGUCUCAACACCGGGCCCGUCCACGGAGGCGAACGAGAGCUUAGGACGACCUGGUUGCCAUCAUUCAAGCGUGCUAUCAUUGAUGCUGGUGCUUGGAGCAUCAUGUCGGCAUACCACUCUUGGGAUGGUGUUCCGGCAGUUGCUGACCACCACACUUUAACAGACAUCCUGCGUGGCGAAUGGGGCUAUGAGUACUACGUCAUGUCAGACGCAGGAGGCACUGACAGACUCUGUACCGCUUUCAAGAUGUGCCAGUCCAGCCCUAUUGACUCGGAUGCAGUCACUAUGUAUGCUUUGCCAGCGGGCAACGACAUAGAAAUGGGAGGCGGCUCCUACAACUUCAAGAAGAUCCCUGAUUUGGUCGAGUCAGGGAAACUCGACAUCUCGGUCGUCGACGAAGCAGUGUCUAGAACACUCAGGACCAAAUUCACCAUGGGUCUCUUCGAGAACCCUUACCUGGCCGUUCCGGCCAACGAGACAGCAUCCUUGGUGCAUACGUCCAAGUCUCUGGCGCUUGCAAGGAAACUUGAUGCAGAGUCUAUCGUUCUGCUGGAAAACAAGGACAGUGUUUUGCCGCUCGACAAGUCUGCUAGUGUUGCUGUUAUUGGACCAAUGGCGGACUUUAUGAACUAUGGAGACUAUGUCGUCGAAGACUCAAUGUACCGCGGCGUAACUCCUUUUGCAGGCAUCAAAGCUGCAUCCAAGGGGAAGGUCACUUAUGCGCUUGGCACGGAGCGUUGGUCAAAUGAUCAAUCCGGCUUCCCGGAAGCUGUCGCAGCGGCUAAAGAUGCCGAUGUUGCGGUUGUAUUGGUUGGCACAUGGUCCCGCGACCAGACGUACCUGUGGCAAAACUAUAACGCGACCACUGGUGAACACGUCGAUGUUUCUUCUCUCAAGCUCGUGGGAGCGCAGGGUGCUCUGGUCAAAGCCAUUAUUGAUACCGGAAAGCCCACGGUAGUCGUUUUCCAGUCCGGAAAACCCGUCACUGAGCCCUGGAUCUCAAGAAACGCCUCCGCACUGGUGCAGCAAUUCUACCCCUCGGAGCAGAACGGAAAUGCUCUGGCAGAUGUGUUGUAUGGCGACCAUAAUCCAAGCGGCAAGCUUUCUGUUGGCAUCCCAUAUGAUGUCGGUACAACGCCAAUCUUCUAUGAUUACCUCAAUUCUGGCCGUAGUCUCGACAUUGGAAUGGAGUACGACAACGGUACACUCCAAUUCGGACACCAAUACGUCCUCAACUCGCCGUUGCCACUGUACGAGUUCGGAUACGGAAAGUCUUACACCACCUUUGCCUAUUCCAACGUCUCUCUAUCUUCAAACACUGCCACUGCCUCGGAUACGAUCACGGCUACUGUCAGCGUGACAAACAAUGGCACUCGCGAUGGACAAGAGGUCGUGCAGCUGUACGUUGCCGACCAGAUUGCCAGUGUGGCAGUACCAAACAAAGAGCUCAAAGGAUUCAAGAAAGUCAAUAUUCCGGCCGGUGAGACUGUGGAUGUCUCUAUCGACGUGAAGGUUGAGAACCUUGGGCUUUGGGAUCUCAGGAUGAAAUAUGUCGUUGAGCCUGGCGAUUUCACCAUCUUCAUGGGCACUUCGAGCGCUGACUUGACGAACAACGCUACUUUGACGGUGUCCUAG
This is a messenger RNA of Aplosporella prunicola CBS 121167, 2337 nucleotides long. Its product is annotated as glycoside hydrolase family 3 protein. NCBI's taxonomy places the organism in Eukaryota, Fungi, Ascomycota, Dothideomycetes, Botryosphaeriales, Aplosporellaceae. Gene Ontology annotation, biological process: glucan catabolic process. The coding region runs from base 1 to 2337 and encodes 778 amino acids. Gene Ontology annotation, molecular function: beta-glucosidase activity. The transcript is spliced from 5 exons. The record is from RefSeq and is a predicted model, not a curated record.